AUGGCCACCGAGGCUGUACCGGAUACAACCCCGAUCGCCAUCAUUGGCUAUGGAUACCGUGCCCCUGGAAUUGGCCGUAAAGGCCUCUGGGAGUACUUGUCCCAAGCUCGUUCUGCGUGGUCGAAGAUCCCCUCAUCGCGGUUCGACCACUCGGCUUUCGCCAACACUCCCAAUGGCCCAGAUCGGGCGGGAGUUUUCAAAAUUGAUGGAGCUCAUUUUCUUCCUGACGAUGUUUACGCUUUUGACGCCCCCUUCUUCAACAUGCGACCAGAGGAGGCCAAGAACACCGACCCGCAGUUCCGUCUGGCCCUGGAGUGUGCCCUCGAGGCCGCCGAGGAUGCGGGUUACAGCCUAACCGACCUUAAUGGGCAACGAAUUGGUGUAUUCAUGGGUGCUGGCCAACAUGAAUACUCUACUAACCUUACCGACGAUCAAUUCUUCCCUGGCACAUUCUCGGCCACUGGAGUUGCCCCAUGUAUGCUCUCCAACCGAGUCUCUUAUUUCCUGAACAUUGAUGGGCCGAGUGUGGCGCUCGAUGCGGCUUGCGCCUCCAGCGUCUACGCUUCCCAUAUCGCCAUGGCCUCAGUCCGCAAUGGCGAUUGUACUGCCGCCUUCGUUGGAGCUGCAUCAUUGAACUUGGGCCCUGGUGGCUGGUUGGCUUUGGGUAAAACCGGAGCGCUUUCCAAGCACGGGCGAAGCUACUCAUACGAUGAGAAGGGCACUGGGUUCGGCCGUGGUGAAGGUGCCGGCUGCUUCUUGAUUAAGCGCUUAGAUGAUGCUAUUCGAGAUGGCGACCCUGUCCACGCCGUUCUCCGUGGCUCUGCUUGCAACCACGGUGGUCGAUCGGAGGGUAUUACCAUGCCAAAUGGCAAUGCCCACCAGAAGCUGAUCCGGAGAGCCCAUGAGUCUGCUGGCCUGGACGUUCGCAGGACUGCCGUGAUUGAGGGCCACGGAACUGGUACCGGUGCCGGUGAUCCUAUCGAAGCCAGUGCGUUUACCAAGGUUUUGGGCGCUGAGCGAACUUCGGAGAACCCCCUCUAUAUCGGUUCUCUGAAGUCUAACUUCGGACAUCUCGAAGGUGCAUCCGGAUUGGUGGGUAUGAUCAAGGCAGUGCUCAUGCUACAGCACGGCAAAGUUCUUCCGACCGCCGGUUUCGAGAAGAUCAACCCCAAGAUUGCGAGCUUGGAAAAGAUUGUUGUCCCGACUGCACCAAUGGACUGGCCCGCUGGCGAGGAGCGACGCAUGCUUAUCACUAACUUCGGUUUCGGUGGUAGUAAUGCUGCUAUUGUCAUCGAUGGUCCUCCUGAGCGAUCCCUGCCCGAAGCGACUCCCCUAUCGGGCGAGGAGAAGCGUCUGUUCGUUUUCUCUGCGAAGAACGAGCUGAGCCUGAAAGGGUUCUUGUCGGAGUUUGAGGAAUAUCUCGAGGAUGAAGCCCCUGAAUCUCCCGAAUUUGUCCGUGACCUGAGUUACACUCUCGGCCAGCGUCGCACUCACUUCGCCUACCGUGCAUUCGGUGUUAGUGACUCCGUGGAGGCCCUUCAAGAGAAGGUCUCUGCUGCCAAGCCAGCUCGUAUCAAGGACCGUGUCAUCGGCUUUGUCUUCACUGGUCAAGGUGCCCAAUACGCCGAGAUGGCCGUGGGACUUCGCAGCUAUCCUGUGUUUGCGCAGAGCCUGCAGGAUGCCGAGAAGAAGCUCCAGGAGAUUGGCGCUCCAUGGUCUCUGGUCGAGGAGCUCUCCAAGCCCUCUGCCGAUUCUCGCAUCAACGAUGCUGAAUUGAGUCAGCCAGCCUGUACUGCGGUGCAGCUUGCCAUUGUAGCUCUCCUUAAGAGCUGGGGUGUGACCCCUCGCGCUGUCACUGGUCACUCCAGUGGUGAAAUCGCUGCUGCUUACACCGCUGGUCUGCUGUCCUUUGACGCAGCCAUUGCUGCCUCGUUCUUCCGUGGACAAGCUGCCGCCAGGUUGCUGGCUACCCAGAAGAAGGGAGCCAUGGCGGCUAUCGGUGUUGGUGCUGAGGAAGCCAGGAAGCUGAUCGAGGAGUCUGCUAACGGUUACGCAACUGUGGCUGCUAUCAACAGCCCCCGAAGCGUGACCGUCUCUGGUGACCCAGAGGCAAUUGACAACGUGCAUGCUGCUGCUGAGAAGCAAGGCCUGUUCGCGAGAAAGCUCAAGGUCGAGAUGGCUUACCACUCUCAACACAUGGAAGAGGUCGCUGAGUGGUACCUGGAAAGCAUCAAGCCUUACUUCCAAAGCACCACCUCCGAGAGCACCGCGGCUUUCGUCUCGUCUGUCUUCGCAGGGGCCGUGGAGCCUUCUGCCGUCGACGCUUCCUACUGGGUGAAGAACCUGGUCCAGCCAGUUCGAUUCUCCGAGGCCAUUGAUGUGCUCUCUACUUUGGCUACAGAGGGUCACAAGAACUCCAUCCCUAACGUGAUCGUUGAGAUUGGUCCCCAUGCCGCUCUGAAGGGUCCUAUCAAGCAGACAGUCGAUGCCGCGAUCGAGAAGGGCGGCGCCCCUCAGCUGUCUUCGUUGGUCUACUCCCCAUCUCUGGUCCGUGGAACUCAGGCUCAGGAGGCUAUCCUUGAGCUUGCUGGUACUCUCUUCACAUUGGGAGUUCCAAUUGAUCUUGGUGCCGUUAACCAAACUUCUAAGGCUAAUGCCAACGUCGUCACUGGCCUCCCCAAGUACUCCUGGGACAAGUCCACCGUCUACAGAGUUGCGCCUCGCGCCUCUGUUGAGAAGAAGCACCCCGGUGAUUCUUACCACCCGCUUCUCGGUCGUCCUCAAAUUUCCGUUGGCGGCCUGGAGCGCGUCUAUCGCCAGGUCUUCAACUUGGAUGAGAUGCCUUGGGUUCGUGAUCACGUUGUUGGCGGAGUUGUUGUCUUCCCCAUGACUGGUUACCUUUCUUGUGCCAUCGAAGCUUGCCGACGAAUGACCGGAAAGCCCGCGGAGUCAUUCCUCUUGCGCAAUGUCUACAUCAAGCAGCGACUCGAGGUGCUGGAGGAGCAGACAAUUGACAUCUCCACCAGAAUCCGCCCUGUCAAUGGCUCUCCCAACAGAUGGUCUUGGGAGGUCGCUUCCUGGGCCGAGAAGGAUGGCUGGAGCAUUCACGCUGAUGGUCUGAUCCAAGCUGAAUUCGAGCCUGUCAGCACUGAAACUCCUACUUUCAAGACUGCUUUGGGUCUCGUUGACAACACUCCUACCAUGAUCGAGCAUGAUGUUGAGCAGUCGAUGAGAGAUGCCGGUGUUAAGGCAACCCAGUACGGACCAACCUUCCGAAAUUCCACUCGCUUCUGGGAGGGCAAGGGCUAUACCGUCCUUGAGCACCGCCUUCGUAACAUCCCCGAAAUAGAGACCAGACUAGGAUCUCCUGGUGGUGCUCCUCUGCAAAUUACUGAGGAUGGACGCCGCCCUGCUCAGAUGCCCAAUUUCUUGGGUCGCUUCCGAGUCUCUAAUCGUAUCCCCUAUGUCCCCAAAGGCCGUGUUGACAUCGUCACCCGCUUGAUCGACUACGACUACAAGGGUGGACGACUGACAGUGAGCGUUGCCGCAUUCUUCAAUGAUGAAAAUGGCAACAGAACCCCUAUUGCUGAGUGGGAGACUAUCCGUUUCCGUACUAUUGGCUCUGCCGAUGAGGAAAGUGAUCCAGUUGCGACUCUGCCAACCCACUGGGCCUGGGAUUCCCUCAAGCGCUUCGAUUUCCUCCCCAUUGAUGAGCUUCGCAAAAGUCUGACGGUUGACUUCACUGACUUCCGCGGAUCUAAGUUGAGUCGAAUGAUCAAGUUGAAUAAGGUGUCUUCCUACUACCUGGACAAGGCUGCAAAGGAGCUGGUCAAUGAUGAUCUGAGCAACCUGCCUUUCCACCUGGCUAAGCAUGUUGCCUGGGCCAAGGGAACCCUCGCGGGGCCCGAAGGUGCUGAGAUAGCGGAUGAAGCCCUUGUUGAGGAAGUCCGGAAAAUGGAUGCUCAGGGUGAGCUUCUUUGCAUCAUUGGAGAGAACCUCACUCGCAUCCUCCGCCAAGAGGUUGACACUCUUGAACUCAUGCUGGAGGACGGCCGUCUUACCCGAUACUACGAGGCUGACCCUGCCAACGCGGAGAUGAGUAAGGUCGUGGGAGACUUAGCCGAUCAACUUGGAAGAAUCGAAUCUGAUUUGCGCAUUCUUGAAAUUGGCGGUGGUACUGCCGGUACUACGCUCCACGUGUUGAACAGUCUCUCUCAUGACCGCGUGGAGCCAUCUUUCCUCAACUACACCUUCACUGAUAUCUCCUCCGGUUUCUUCGAACGGGCCCGUGAGAAGCUCGCAAAAUGGAGCGACCGCAUCACGUACAAGAAGCUUGACAUCUCCCAAGACAUCCAUGAGCAAGGAUUCAAGGAUGAGGAGUUUGAUGUUGUGAUUGCUGCCAAUGUUCUCCAUGCUACUGAGGACAUGGUGGUCACCAUGACCAAUGACGACUACCGUGACCAUGAUAUGGGUCCCAUGAUGCCUGUUGCCGAGUGGGACCGACUGCUCAAGGACACUGGAUUCUCUGGUGUCGACACGAACAUUCAGCCAUUCGAGCGAGAGGAAGUUGGCGUCAUUUCCUCCUCUAGAAUUGGCAAGCAGGAUGAGAACCCGAUCACCAUUGUCGCACCUUUCUUCGAUGAAGAGGAAGUUGAAUUUGCUCAGACCGUUGCCGACCAGCUUGGCGAGCAACUGGGCUGCGUUGUUGAGACCAAGCCCUUCUUCGAAGUGGAAGUCGUUGAAGAAAUGCACUAUGUCUUCAUUGAUUCGCCUCGCCAGUCCAUUUUUGGUGAAGAGUUCUCGGCUGAGGCCUUCGAGCUUUUGCAGAACCUCACCUUGCACAACAAGUCUCUUUUGUGGGUUAUCCCUCAGGGCGCCGAUAUCAGAGCCAAGUCCAUCAAGGGUAUCAUGCGGACUCUGCGCCUGGAAACUAUUCCCAAGAAUCUUCUCAUGCUUGAGGAUGUGCCUGCCACGUCCGAGGGUGUGCCCGACAUUCUGAGACUUGCAAAGACGAUUCGUGACCCCGAAGUCAGCCGUACCGACGAGCAGGACUUUGUCUGGGAAAACGGUCACAUUUGCCUCCCCCGUAUGAACGAUAUGGGCGUGAGGGAACGCUUUGCAGUUGAGAAGGGCCUUCUCUAUAAGAAGGUCCAAAGUCUGUGGAAUGGCGAACGUGCUCUCGAGAUGACCAUUGAGGGAGCUGGUAGCGCAGAAUCUAUCUACUACCAGCGUACUGAUGCUCUUCAGAAGGUUCUCGCCGAUGACGAGGUUACGAUCGAGGUCGAGGCCGCUGGUCUCAGUCACCGUGAUCUCGAUGUCAUCCUUGGUGCUCUACCAUGGGCACCCCCAGGUUUUGACGGUGUCGGCAAGGUGACCCGCAAGGGCGCUGGCGUGAAGGACCUCAACGAGGGCGACCGGGUGGUUUACCUUUCCCUGGAAGGCAGUGGCUUCGCUAAUUACAAGACCCUGAACUCGUGGCAAGUGGCUAAGGUUCCAGCAACACUCGAGUCUGCCGAUGCUGCCAGCGUACCCCUCGCAUACACCAUUGCGGUUCUUGCUCUCCACCAGACUGCCCACCUCCGCAAGAGCGACAGUGUUCUUAUUCACUCCGCCGCUGGUGCAGUUGGUCAGGCUUGUGUCAACCUCGCUCAGAAGAUCGGGGCUAAGAUCUUUGUGACUGCUGGUACCGAUGAGAAGCGCGAAUUCCUUCACAAGACCUUCGGAAUCCCUAAAGAGCAGAUCUUUUCUGACCGUACUGCUGAGUUCCGCGAUGGUAUCCUUUCUGCGACCGGUAGUAAGGGUGUCAACGUUAUUGUGAACUCCCUUGGUGGUGACUUGCUGCCCGAGACGUUUGCGCUCAUCGCUCAAUUCGGUCGCUUUGUGGACAUUGGCAAGAAGGAUUCCUUCCAGAACAACAACUUGCCCAUGCAGUCUUUCUUCCGCAACGUGACUUUCAGCAGCAUUGACCUCCGUGACCUCUACAAGCACCAGCCAGAGGCUGUGCAGGAGGCAUUCGCUCAGGUUGUCGAGUUCUUCCAGUCCAGCUCGGUGCCUUCCAUCCAGCCUGUCACUGUCCUGCCCAUCUCGCAGCUGGACGCUGGAUUGCGUAAACUGAAGAACGGUGAUGUGACCGGUAAGAUUGUUCUGAGCCUGGGUAAGGAAGAGCAAGUUCUGGCACAGAGCGACUUGAAGUCUUCCUCUACCAACCUCAAGGCCAACGCUACCUAUGUUAUCACUGGUGGUACCCGUGGUAUUGGUUUGGACCUUGCCCAUUGGUUGGCUGAGAAUGGUGCGCACCACAUUGUGCUGCUCAGUCGGAGCGGACCUUCUAGCCAGGGUGCCCAGGACAUCCUGGCUAAGUACCAAGGCUCUGACAUUGAAGUGCGCGCUAUCGCUUGUGAUGUGGGCUCUCGCGACGCCCUUGCCGAAGUUCUUGAAAGUGUCAAGGAUAUGCCUCCUGUUGCCGGUGUCAUCCACAGUGCUCUUGUCCUCAAGGAUAAAAUUUUCGACCAUGCCACCUAUGAAGAUUGGGAAGCAAUCACCCAGCCCCGAGUUGGAGGUGCUUACAACUUGGAUGCACUCCUCCCCAAGGACCUCGACUUCUUCAUUAUCCUUUCGUCGUUCCUUGGUGACAGUGGUAACGCUGGUCAGGCUAUCUAUGCUGGUACAUCCACAUUCUAUGACGCUUUCUGUGAGGAACGCAACGCCCGCGGCCAGUACUCUGUGGCCAUUGGUCUGCCCGUUAUUCUCGAUGUCGGAUAUGUGGCCGACAACGAUCUUGCCGAUACGCUCAAGACCAGCCUUGGUGGAACCCUGACCAUGGCUGACAUCCGUACCAUUAUGAAGUGUGCGGUCGAAGGACCAUCCUCUCCUUUCGUCCACAAGGGCAAGAUUUCUGCUUUCUGCUUCUGGCUUGAUGGCAAGCCUCAGGGUGACAACGAGGCCAUGCAGCAUUUCCACCCUGUCCACACCCGCGAACGUAUCAAGGCGCAGGCCAAUCGCCACGGCCAAAUCGCCAAUAGCAACAAUGCCAACGUUGCCACCUCUUCUUGGACCAAGGCAGCCGACCCACAGGCCGGUCUGACCGAGGCCUUGAUCCACAAGGUCGCCACAAUGACCAUGAUGGACAUUGAGGAUGUGGCUGCCGAUGUUCCUCUUGCUUCCUUCAGCUUGGAUUCCCUUGUGUCGGUCGAGCUUCGCAACUGGAUCCGUCGUGAGACCACUGUUGAAUUGACUCUCAGUGCCAUUACCCAGUCAGAAGGCUUGUCCAGCCUGGCUUCGGAGAUUCUGAUUCUCAGGGGCUCAACUUAG
Penicillium chermesinum is the source of this 7311-nucleotide messenger RNA. Its product is annotated as type I polyketide synthase. Gene Ontology annotation, molecular function: fatty acid synthase activity; oxidoreductase activity; phosphopantetheine binding. The record is from RefSeq and is a predicted model, not a curated record. Bases 1 to 7311 code for a protein of 2436 amino acids. NCBI's taxonomy places the organism in Eukaryota, Fungi, Ascomycota, Eurotiomycetes, Eurotiales, Aspergillaceae. The transcript is spliced from 8 exons. Gene Ontology annotation, biological process: fatty acid biosynthetic process; secondary metabolite biosynthetic process.